AUGCAGUCCAUUAAGGAGGGCUACGCUUUUUUCAUUCUCUACCUAUCGCACAUCCUUUGGGCGUCGUAUUUAGUCUGGGCUUUCGUAUUCGAUGACUUCUUGAACGUCUUGUCCUUCCCGUUCCCCUCCAAGUACUGGGCGGCCAUCAUCCCGUGUGCUAUCAUCUUCACCUCCUUCUGCUUCAUUUUGUUUACCAUUAUUUACUCAUUCGUGAAGACAGAACCUCCGACCUCGAUGCACCUUGUAGAAGGUUACAUGGAAAUUUGCAAAAAUGGGGAUGUUCAUUCCGUUUUCGAGGAAAAAAUGACAGAAAGCUCCCUAAAUCGUAUGAAUGACUUAAGGAUUGAACAGCUGAACAAACUGUUUUACGAUACGUCCCUUUACUUUGAGUAG
Plasmodium cynomolgi strain B is the source of this 393-nucleotide messenger RNA. RefSeq lists its product as hypothetical. The record is from RefSeq and is a predicted model, not a curated record. The transcript has 4 exons. Bases 1 to 393 code for a protein of 130 amino acids. Lineage: Eukaryota; Apicomplexa; Aconoidasida; Haemosporida; Plasmodiidae.